AUGUCGUGGCCGGGAGCUAGUGCACCGCGAGCAUUGAAAGCGUCUGACAUGAUGCCCAUUUGUAAUUCCGAGUCUUGGGCAUCACAAUCACAGCCACAACUUCAGAUCAAGGUUCCGCGAGUCCGACCAACGGAACGGGCAGCCAAUGGCAGUCCCGGCCCCAAGACGCCCGGUUCGGCACGUCGCGGGUGUCGCUUUCCUAGUCUGGAUGAAGCCCACCGCAACAUAACCGGAAGGUCCCAUACAUCUACUUCGACAGCAUCGAAUCGAUUCGCGUCCAAUGACAGCAGCAUCGAGGCCGAGACUGCCACCAGCAGUUGGCAACCGGCCCACCCUAGCAAGACGUCUGCUACUUUACACUGCAUAUCCGACGACCAAGCUCUCUUGAGCCCUGAUGCAAUCCCCCUUUACCGUUUGAGUCCCAUCAAGGAAACUACACCCGACAGUCUCAAUAAUGCCCGAAAGAUUUCAAAGCGCGAGCCGGCCCUGUACAACCACGAGGAGACCGCAGUUGCCCACUCUGCCCGCAGCAAUCCCGAGGAUCCAUUUGUUGUCUCAGAGGAUUCCAGCCCAGUACCCAUGCCGAAGCACAGAAACAUCAAUUCGUCGGGUACUGUGUCCGAACUCCAGUCUAAUACUACUGUAGACCACCUUUACGACCAGGGUCGCUCUGCUGCAUCUGACCAGGGAACAUCCUCCAGUCGUGGUGUAGAUGCCACCCUCGACACUACCCCUUUCCGCGGAGCUCCUCGUAGCUCCUCUCUCAACAGACUGAGUCCCGCAAACCUCAGCGCGCUGCGGUCAGGUGCCGGCGCUCGCUGUGGCUUCAGGCCCGACGAUGUCAUUCACAGCCCAGGCAUUAGCCGAACUGAUACAGCGCGCUUCACUCAUGAGGAGUACCAAGGCAGCGACGGUUCCUCGGUCGCCAACAAAGAUCCCCUGUGGUCCGACACAGCAACCUCCAACGACGACAGGCCCUUGUUCUCGCUUCCGCUCAUUCCUACACUCGCGUUCUUCGAUGCACCAAUCGGGAAAUCGACACACUCAGCCCGCGGUCAUCCAAUGUCCUGCGGACUGUCAUUCUCGACACUCUCUGACUCACAGGUCCUUCUCAACAGUGACCCUGGCAGCAAUGGCGGCCUCAUACCUCCUCCGCUCGCCCUGUCGACACGUACGAGGCCCGCUGAGAUUCCCCGUGCGCACCUCAGCGUCGGAGAAUUUUCUAUGGGCGCGACCACAGAAUCUGACGACGAUCCUUUUAAGUACGACAAGAUUACUUAUGGUGUCUUUCUCCUGGAUAAGAGGGAGAGGGAAGUUAGUGCCAGGCUUCAGCGCCAAAGCUCAUCGAGCAAACACAGCAGAACUCCAAGCUGCAGUCCAUUAAAGUCGCUUUACAAGAAAUUUACGCUACCUUCUCCUAUCCCUGAGCACCCGUCGGCGGAGGUUGAUAGUUCUGCCAGGAUCGACCGCGACCAGCUCGCUGCAUUGCGGUUUCUGCACCCCGAUGCUAUCAAAUCCUCGUGGGAGGUGGACCAGAGUCAAGGCGCCACGGUCAGGGUGCCUGUGCCCCUCCAGACGGACGCUUUGUGCCAACCCGGCACCGCAACUACAACUAAGCAAUCUUCAGAAGUCAAAAAAAUUCAGUGUCUACUCGCGAGAGAGCCUUUGAACGAUAGGGAUGAGUGGGAAACAGUAAGGACAUUCCAGGUUGUCAAUGACAGUAGCCCACCCUACCCUCCUCUGAAGCCAUCCCCCAGGGUUAUUUACGGUGCGUCCGUCAAAUCUACUGGCAGCAGCGUCGCAUAUGUAUCAGACGAUGAUAUCAGUCUGUAUGAUGCUCAGGUUGACGAGUGUGGCUCCAAGGAACGCAUCAUUCAGCACCCGUCAAAUCAACUCGACAGCCAGCCGUUCAAAGUCAGACAUCUCAAAGACUCGAACAUACCUGUUUUUAUACCGAAGCAGCGCGUUCACAGGGUCAACGGGCUUGCGCAGAACUCCAUACGGCUUCUGCAGGAGUCAACCGGACUGGGCAAAGGGGGAAAGCCUGCAGAUUCGAGCCGGACUGGUAAGAUUGUCAACCCUUUCAGCGCCCUAAACAAGAAGUACAAAGACAAGUUGUUACCGGUCCCGCCUCGGGUGACCGCCGGGACUUCGCGUUUCGAGUUCCGAGACUCGGUGUGUAGCAGUCAUCAGGAGAACCCUUUCGAUGGAAACCAGUUUGGUGAACAGAGUGUACAUCGUGACAGCAACGCUCAUGAAGACCAUGGUGAUUGUGUCGCGAACCAUCACGAUAGCCAGGCUUACACAGAUUAUGAUAUGUCGACAUUGUCUGCGCUGUCGAAUGGGUCUCACAGUUUCGCUUUUCCACUCAUACCGCUGCCCGAAGCGGCAAGACUGCAGGCCAUAAGGCGCGAGAGCGGGUUUGAUGAUCAGACCUUCGCCGGCAAUCAAGGGCGGGAGCGCAAAAAGAGUUUUGCAUCGCUGGGGAAAAAUAAAGGAAGCACUUUGGUCAGGUCAAACCUGCCUCGUCUUCCGCAAACUGUGCACAGGCGAACCCCGACGCCUCUGUUCUCGUCGGUGGUGAAUGAUAAGAAUCAACACCCGGCCCUGCGUUUCGAUGGCCCUGCGACCUCUCCGAUUAGCUCCAAGAUUGAUUCACCGCCUGAUCACCGAUCACGCGGCUCCCAUUUCUGCGACAAUAGCACUGCAACCUUUGGUGCCUCCCCUCUCAAAAAUCGGAUGGCUGGGAUGUGGCCGUCACGACGAUCCGAGAUCCCACAUCUGUACCCCUGGGACGAGCGCCGGCCGGAUAAAGCAGCGUAG
Pyricularia oryzae 70-15 is the source of this 2823-nucleotide messenger RNA. RefSeq lists its product as uncharacterized. The transcript has 3 exons. Bases 1 to 2823 code for a protein of 940 amino acids. NCBI's taxonomy places the organism in Eukaryota, Fungi, Ascomycota, Sordariomycetes, Magnaporthales, Pyriculariaceae. The record is from RefSeq and is a predicted model, not a curated record.